Molecule: messenger RNA, 1541 nt
Organism: Polychytrium aggregatum
Lineage: Eukaryota; Fungi; Chytridiomycota; Chytridiomycetes; Polychytriales
Exons: 1
Coding region: 405-1289 (294 amino acids)
Cellular component (GO): mitochondrion
Source: RefSeq, a predicted model, not a curated record
UCUUGGUCUUGGUCGUGGUGGAGCGGCAAUUGUAUGCCCAGGGCUCGUUUGGGGCUGGACCUGCUUGGGUCGGGCCUCUUGGCCGAGUCUCAUCGGGCAGUGUCCUUUGGCGAGCCUCAUUUGGCGAGCCGGGUGUGACUUUCACAUGACUGAGCCGCAGCCUUGCGGAGUGUCGGCUUGGCAUGUCCUGCGCUUGGGCUUGCGCUCGGUCGAUCUCCUCUCGCCUGUUGCUGAUCUGCUGCUGCUGACGGCCCUUCGUCCCUGACCAUUGGCGUGCUCGAUAGACUCUCCUCCAUCUCCGUUCGAGUGUCUGUGUUCGCCGGCCCCAUCCACCGCCUCAGGCUGACUGUGUCCGUCCCUGCCAGUGCUGUUGAGCUGCUCAAGAAACCAAAGCCAUCGCCAACAUGUUCAAGAUCCGCCCGUCUCUGCUCUUCCCGGCAUCGAUCGUUCCGGCUCUUGCACGCCGACUCAUUCCGAACCCUGCUGUCCGAGCAACUGCUCGGCUCGCUGUUUCUAGUGUAUCGCAGCUCCAGCCGCGUGCCUUCACAGUCGGCGACCGCCCGCAGCAUGACUCCAUGGCAAGACCCUCGCCAAAGCUUGGGCAGCUUGUUCCGGCCCAGCGGCUUCGAGGAGCUCCCGCAAGCAUCUUUUCCCACACCGUCAACCCGUCAAUCUUGCACCGAUCGGAGCUUGACGCCAAGCUUGUUAUAAGGCGUCUAUUCCACAUGGCUCGCCCCGUCGAAAUGGCGCAAGUGCCCGAGCCGGCCGGAUCCAGCUCCGCAUCGAACUCUGGAUCUGCUAAUGAGCGCAAGGAGCCGCGCGAUAUCAAGACGCUGAUGCGAGAAUACGGCUUGCUGGCGAUCGGGGUGUACUUCACCUUCUCAACGAUUCUGUUCAUCUCGUGCUUCAUUUCGAUCAACUUCCUGGGCGUUGAUGCAGCCAUGGUGCAGUCGAUCUUUGACAAAAUCAAGAGCACAUUGGGUCUCCACGUCGAGACUCCCGAAGAGCGGCAGUUGCGGGUCGAGAAGGAGCGCGACGAGGAGGCCACCGGCAUCAAGGCCAUCGUCUCGGCCUGGAUCAAGAACCCGGCGAUUCUGACACUCGCUGGCAAUGUUUUGCUGGCUAUGGCCAUGACCAAGCUCUUCAUCCCUCUCAAGGUCCCCCUGGUGGCCUUUGUGACGCCGAUCGUGGCCCGCAGACUGAGGGCAAUGGGCUACCACAUUGGGCAAAAGGGAGGAUUGGCCGACGCGGCCAAAACCGUGCGCGAGAAGAUGCACCACCGCCAAUGAGCAGCAAGCCGAGGUUUUCCGAAGCCUGCACAAUCGCCCAUCCAGUCCCAGGAUGGCCAUGAUCGGCCUGGACCACCGCCAAGGACAUCCGGGCAACAAAUCUCGAUAUGAUAUGCAUCCACCAAUACAGUCUAUCCAGAAAGAAACGGGACACUUCCACUUCCUGGCUUCAGAUGUCUGAACCCCACUGACUGACUGUAGGCCCCAGUGAGCAGGCCAUGGGAUUGUUUCCCGUCUUGGUUGGCAAUCGAG